AAUGACGAAUAUUGAGUAGAAAAGUGCUUUUUUUAUCAAUUCAUUAUUGGUGGGCAUGAUUUUAGUGGGUACAUUCAAUACUUUAGUCUAUAAGUAUUAAAAUACAACAGUAAUUGAGGGAGUAACAUUUAUACAUCCUUAUAUGCAAGUAUUAUUAAUAUUAAAUAAUAGGCUUUAUGUAUGUUUGUAGGGGAAGCAACUUGUUUAAUUUUCUACUUUGCAUUUUAAAUGAAAGCUGAGAAAGAUCCAAAUAAAGAAGAUGGUGGAUUUAAGAUAUUGUCAAUACCAGCAUUAUUUGAUGGGAUUACAUCAUCUUUGCAACAUGUCGCCUUAAAUUUCAUUCCAUCAUCUAUUUAUUAAAUGUUGAGAGGAGGAGUAUGAUUAUAAACAUCUAGCUUAUGAUAGUGACAGCCGCAUUUUCAAAAUUUGUACUAAAGAAAAAAUUGUCAAAUUAGCAAUAAUUUGGAAUUCUUUUGGCCAUACUAGGUAUAUUCAUUGUAGGAUUGUCAAAUUUUCUAUUUAGAAAAGCAAAAACUGAUGAUUUCAGUUGGGAGAUUAAAUUGAUAUCAAUAGCUUUAAUCAUAGUUUCUCUUUUCACUUAAGCAGCUUAAUACAUAUUUGAAGAAAAACUAUUUAAAUAAUAUAAUUAUCAUGUAUUUUAUGUUGUGGGUGUUGAAGGAAUGUGGGGAUUAUUAUAUUUCGGUAUUGUGAUGCCCAUACUCAAUUUUAUACCAUGCAAUUUUAAAGAAGGAUGUGUAUUUAGAAAGGGUUAGGGAUAUUGGGAAUGUANAUUUCUGAAUGUAAAAUGAAAUCUUUAUUUAGAUAGGAGUUCUUAUUAUGUUUACUAAAUCAGAUUUAGAACAUAUCAAUUGUAAGGCCUUUUUGGAUGAGUGUGGAGUCUUAAAGAACUUAGAAUAAGAAAAAGCUUGGUAGAUGUGUAGUUCUAAAACUGGAGAAGGAAUUGAAGAAGGAAUCUAAAAGCUAAUGCUCUUAAUUAAGAAAUAAUAUACAAGACCCUAGAAUUAGCAGAAAGUCUGA
Paramecium pentaurelia is the source of this 1038-nucleotide messenger RNA. The record is from the annotation of a GenBank genome assembly. Lineage: Eukaryota; Ciliophora; Oligohymenophorea; Peniculida; Parameciidae.